GGCGCGGCCCGGGACAGCCAGGCUCGGCGCGGCAAGGCUCGGCACGGCGAUGGCGGCGCUCUCCGCGCAGACAGGACUGUGACUCCUCCCUGCUCGCAGCUUACACACCUGCCCGCCAUGGCAAGCCCCACUCUGAGCCCCGACUCCUCGUCCCAGGAGGCCCUGUCGGCCCCCACCUGCUCCCCCACCUCUGACUCUGAGAACCUCAGCCCUGAUGAGCUGGAGCUGCUGGCCAAGCUCGAAGAACAGAACCGGCUCCUGGAAGCCGACUCCAAGUCCAUGCGCUCCAUGAACGGCUCCCGGAGAAACAGCGGCUCCUCACUGGUGUCCAGCUCCUCAGCCUCCUCUAACCUGAGCCACCUGGAGGAAGACACAUGGAUCCUGUGGGGCCGGAUCGCCAAUGAGUGGGAGGAGUGGCGGCGCAGGAAGGAGAAGCUUCUCAAGGAGCUGAUCCGCAAGGGAAUCCCGCACCACUUCCGGGCCAUCGUGUGGCAGCUCCUGUGCAGCGCCACAGACAUGCCCGUCAAGAACCAGUACUCAGAGCUGCUCAAAAUGUCCUCGCCGUGCGAGAAGCUGAUCCGCAGGGACAUCGCCCGAACCUACCCGGAGCAUGAGUUCUUCAAGGGCCAGGACAGCCUGGGCCAGGAGGUCCUCUUCAACGUCAUGAAGGCGUACUCUCUGGUGGACCGGGAAGUGGGCUACUGUCAGGGCAGUGCCUUCAUCGUGGGCCUGCUCCUCAUGCAGAUGCCCGAGGAGGAGGCCUUCUGCGUUUUCGUGCGGCUGAUGCAGGAGUACCGCCUGCGGGAGCUGUUCAAGCCCAGCAUGGCUGAGCUGGGCCUCUGCAUCUAUCAGUUCGAGUACAUGCUGCAGGAGCAGCUCCCGGACCUGAACACCCACUUCCGCUCCCAGAGCUUCCACACUUCCAUGUACGCCUCAUCCUGGUUCCUCACGCUCUUCCUGACCACCUUCCCACUGCCUGUGGCCACCCGCGUCUUUGACAUCUUCAUGUAUGAGGGCCUGGAGAUUGUGUUCCGGGUGGGUCUCGCGCUGCUGCAGGUGAACCAGUCGGAGCUGAUGCAGCUGGACAUGGAGGGGAUGUCCCAGUACUUCCAGAGGGUGAUCCCCCACCAGUUCGACAGCUGUCCUGACAAGCUGAUCCUCAAGGCUUACCAGGUCAAGUACAACCCCAAGAAAAUGAAGAGGCUGGAGAAGGAGUAUGCGGCCAUGAAGAGCAAGGAGAUGGAGGAGCAGAUUGAGAUCAAAAGGCUUCGGACAGAGAACCGGCUCCUGAAACAGCGGAUUGAGACCCUGGAGAAGGAGAGCGCAGCUCUGGCUGAUAGGUUAAUCCAGGGGCAGGUGACUCGGGCCCAGGAGGCCGAGGAGAACUACGUCAUCAAGCGGGAGCUGGCAGUGGCGCGGCAGCAGUGCAGCUCGGCCGCCGAAGACCUGCAGAAGGCCCAGAGCACCAUCCGGCAACUGCAGGAACAGCAGGAUAACCCUCGCCUCACCGAGGACUUCGUGGCCCACCUGGAGACUGAGCUGGAGCAGUCACGGCUACGGGAGACGGAGACGCUGGGCGCCCUGCGGGAGAUGCAGGACAAAGUUCUAGACAUGGAGAAGAGGAACAGCUCACUGCCUGAUGAGAACAACGUGGCGAGGCUGCAGGAGGAGCUGAAGGCCCUCAAGGUCCGAGAGGGUGAGGCCGUGGCCUCAGUGCGGGAGUUGAAGCUGCAGCUGCAGGAGCUUUCCGACACCUGGCAGGCCCACCUGUCCCGUGGUGGCCGCUGGAAGGAGUCCCCGCGGAAGCUGGUCCUCGGCGAACUGCAGGACGAGCUGAUGAGCGUGCGUCUGCGCGAGGCCCAGGCUCUGGCCGACGGCCGGGAGCUCCGGCAGCGCGUGGUGGAGCUGGAAACGCAGGACCACAUUCACCGCAACUUGCUGAACCGCGUGGAGGCCGAGCGCGCGGCGCUGCAGGAGAAGCUGCAGUACUUGGCGGCGCAGAACAAGGGGCUGCAGACGCAGCUCAGCGAGAGCCGACGCAAGCAAGCCGAGGCCGAGUGCAAGAGCAAGGAGGAGGUGAUGGCGGUGCGCCUGCGGGAGGCGGACAGUAUGGCCGCAGUGGCCGAGAUGCGGCAGCGCAUCGCCGAGCUGGAAAUCCAGAGGGAAGAGGGCCGCAUCCAAGGCCAGCUGAACCACUCCGACUCCUCGCAGUACAUCCGCGAGCUCAAGGACCAGAUCGAGGAGCUGAAGGCGGAGGUGCGGCUGCUGAAGGGCCCGCCACCCUUCGAGGACCCAUUAGCCUUUGACGGGCUCAGCCUGGCGCGGCACCUGGACGAGGACUCGCUGCCGUCUUCUGACGAGGAGCUGCUCGGCGUGGGUGUGGGCGCGGCGCUGCAGGACGCGCUUUACCCCCUGUCCCCUCAAGACGCCCGCUUCUUCCGGCGCCUGGAGCGGCCGGCCAAGGACAGUGAGGGCAGCUCAGACAGUGACGCUGACGAGCUGGCCACGCCCUUUAGCCAGGGCCUGGACAACUGAGCCCAUGCCCCGAGUGGCCAGAGCCAGGGGGCCGCCACCAGGGGCACCGGGGGCCUUUGGUGGCCUGUACUUAAGGAACUCCACGUCCUCCACGGUUCGGCCCACAGCCCACCCUGAGGAUUAGGUCCAGCGAGGCAGGGUUCAGAGGGUCGGGCUGGAGCCUGAGGAUCCUCAGGGUCCCUGGCACACCCACCCUCCCAGCAGUGUUUACCCAUCUCAGCCCAGGCCCUCCUGGUCUGGUCCCAGAGCUCUCUGUGCCAGUUACCUGGAGAGUCGUCCCCUCUUAACAUCGAGGGCAAGGGAUGACACAGAGGCCCCAGGACUCGCUGAGCAAGACGCUCCCUCCGCCCAGAAGCUUUCCUACUGGGACAAGGGCAGCCUGGCCAGGAAGGGCCCGGAGCUGCAGGAGACCCGAGGAAGACGGGGCCACGCUGGGUGGGUGUUUCCACCCCAGGAGCCCCUGGGGACGCCUGGCCACAGGGGACAGGUGACCAGACCGGGCUUUCCUGCCUGGUGCAGGCAGCGCUGCCCCUGCAGCAGAAACCAAAGUCCCCCCAUACUGUGUGCAGAUCCACCUGGGGUGUGCAUGGCCAGAGGGAACCACCAGGCCUGGGCAGUGCCUGUCCUGGUUCUCAGGGGGCCUGAGCCAUUUUGAGGAAGUGAAGAAACGCCCUCUCCUCAGUGCCCCCCACCUCACAUCUUCCUCUGUGAAACACUCCCAUCACCCGUCUUGGCAGUGAUGAGGGGCCCCCACCCAGGCUCGCCUGUUCUCCAGGGGGUCCCCAGCCUCCACUUCCCUGUGGUCCCAGCCCCACCCGCAGGCUAGGCCAGGCCCCAGGAGAGGACACUUCCCAGUGGGGGUGCCAGCCCUCGCCGCCUCCUGGUCCCUGCUGAUUCAGAGCUGAGACUGGUGCCAAAGUCCAACAGUGUCCCCAGACCGCUUCUCUGGGCUCCACGACCUUCUGGGCUGACCCUCUCGGUGCUCCUGGAGCCGCAAGCAGUGGUGUCACAAGCAAUUUCCUGUCACGUCCCGGGGUAGGGAUCCAUGCUCAGUACCCCCUUCCUGGUCACCCACUCCUCAGUGUUACAAAGCCUGGGGACCAGGGUGGGCAUCCGAGGGGCUCUCCCACACUGCCCACCACCAUUUUGCACACUGCCUGUUCACACUCCACAUGUUGCCCAGGCGGGAAAGAUGGAAAAUAAAGUGUAUUUACACAGUCGCAGACGAGGGACGCUGAAUGAGGCCAGCCUAGGAGUAGCCAGCAGCCUGGUUCCCCAGUUCCUUGUCCCUCAAAGCAGUGCCAGGGGGAGCUCUUGCUCUUGGGAGCCUCCCAGGCAGGACAAAACCAGGGGUGGAGAUGACAGCAGGCCACAGGGGCCAGAGAGGCUGCCCACGUUGAAGUCAGGAAGGGAAAGUAAAGAAGGGCGUGCACUGGCCCAGCAUGAGCCGAAGUGUGGGAGCUGGGCCAAACAGGUCCAUUAGGGGAAACAAAUCAGAGAAACCCAGAUAUCUGAUGAGCCCUUAGCACAUGGAGUCUGGGAAAGAGUGGCUCAGGAGAGGCGUGGGUGAGGAGGGCUGGGGUGAUUUCCCACCUGGGCAACUCAACUAGGCUUCUGUUGAGACACGUGUGUGUGUGGGGGGGGGGGUUGUCUCAGGGCCUCAGGAAGAUGCAGAAUCUGGUGACAUUUACUCAGCACAUGCUCCCUGAGACCUUCUGAGUACCCCACCCUAUGCCUGGCUCUGAGGGGCCCCCAAGUUUAGUGUAGAAAACAAACACCAGAAUGGGGUGGGGGCUGAGUCUGCCUGCAAGUGUGUUAAGUGGCCAUUAGAUGAAUGUGCAGGGAAAUCAGGGAAGGCUAUCUGGAGGAGGAGGUGGGUGACAAGCAGUCUCCAACAGAGGCAGGAACCAGCAGGAGGUACAUCACUGAUGAAAGGAUAGCGUGGGCAGAUUCCUUUGUGGGGCUCCCCAUGGAACUGGGGGGUUUCCUGCAGGGGCACUUGGGAAGGAGGACCUGAGAAGGCUUAGCUUAAGGGACUACAGGGGCAGUGGGAGGAAGGGGGAGGAACCUGAUAGGUGGUGAUGAUGAAGACACUGGUUAGCUGUGGUGAGCGCCCUUGACUGGGGCACAGGCAAGGAUGCCUGGCUGAAGGGGCUUGGGGAGAACAAGUUGGGGGAAGGUGAUGCCCAUGAGUUGAGAGGCACAAAGGGACAUAGUGACGACGCCAGGAGAGAGGGGUGCUGUAACAGUCCCUCAGUCUGCCUCUCAACCUUGGAGAGCUGUGCCUUCCCCCAGGCCCUGGGCAGGUCAGGCGGGUCCACUGGAGGUUCUGCUGGGCUGUCUCUGAACCCAGAGCAGGGGCCCAAGGUGGGAGGCCCAAGAAAGAAUCCAAAUUGCCAAAGGUCCCUCCCUCCCUCCUGUCCCUCCCUCAGCCCAGAACCUGCAAGGUAAGGGGGAUGUGCACUUCGAAGAGCGCCU
This is a messenger RNA of Talpa occidentalis (Iberian mole), 5013 nucleotides long. It is a transcript of the gene EVI5L, whose product is annotated as ecotropic viral integration site 5 like. Bases 118 to 2535 code for a protein of 805 amino acids. Lineage: Eukaryota; Metazoa; Chordata; Mammalia; Eulipotyphla; Talpidae. The record is from RefSeq and is a predicted model, not a curated record. The transcript is spliced from 20 exons.